AUGGCGAUUUGCCACCAUACGACUAGCUUGGUACCAAGAUGGAGACGUUCGGAUUUCAACCUCUAUGGUGAGAAGGAGAAGAAUCGGCGAAGCAUGGCAAGGAGCAGUCGAGAGCCAAGUGUGGGUCGUAGACACCUACGGAAGACGAACAGCGAACCGAAUGUCGAAGGAAUGGGUGUGGUUAGUACUCAGUUUUUUUGGAUGAGUGAAGAGGAAGCAACGAAGAAAAAUUGGAUAACUGAGUUAUUAGACGAUUCGGAUUUUUGUGGUGAAGAUAUGUUGACCGAGAUUGAAGAGCUUCGUGAUGCUGCAAAGACAAUCCAGUCACUUCAACGAGUAUUGAAACGACCGCAGCAUUCUUCUGAUCGAGGGGGUAACUUUUUCUGCAAAUUUCUUCCUACCAUAAGCGAUUUUUUAGUGUUUUCGGAUGCGGACGAGUCGUCAGUAGCUGCCGAUUCCAGUGUCGAUGGACGAGUUUCAGGAAUUUCGACACGUCUCGGUCAUCCAAGAGGUGUCAUGCAAUUUCUUCCAUCCAUGGGAAACGAUCUCUUCAUGCCUUCCACGGACACCUAUCGAGGUCGCGUUUCGCUGUCUCGGAAGACGUCGGCACCUGAUGCGUACAUGCCUCUUUCUGUGCUGUCGAAUUCUGAGCAACCACUUACACGAAAAGUUUCCAGACGACGUGGAGUCGUAGACGAACUCUUCGGAGCGUCGUUAGACGAAAAAAGAUCCGAGAGUUUAGCCGGUAUGAGUCGCUUUUCAAAACUAUUGCGCAGUUUUCGAUCAGGGCAAAGUUCUCCGGAACCACAUCCAACGAUCUCGUGGCGUCCGUAUGGCUUUUCGGAGUCGGCCGGUGAAGAAUGUCGAAUGGAAGAUUCGCUACUACAGGCCGAUAUUCUGCUCUGGAAAAAGCGCUCUCGUGCUAGUCUUCGGAAGCACUAUAGUGUACGAAAUUUGGCCGCUCGUGAACUAUACGACACGGAAAAGUCAUUUGUUGAAGGGUUGGAGUUCUUAGUGACGAAAUACAUGCGACCUCUACGUCAACCACUUGAAUGCACACUUAUUGAGCCAGGCCUUGCGGAUAAGAUUUUCUACAAAGUACCAGAGGUGUUAGCACAUCAUCAGGUUCUGCUUGCGGCGUUGAGCUCACGGAUAGAGGAAUGGAAUAAGGACAGCGUUAUUGGUGACGUGAUGCUCUCCCAUUUUGCUAAACAAUCGAUGGUGGACACCUAUAUUUCGUUCGUCGACAAUUUCAAAUAUGCUAAAGCUGCAAUUACUCAGGCUCGUGGAAAGCCAUCAUUCGAGAAAUACUACAAUAGAUGUUGUAGAGAUCAUCGUAACAAACUCGAUCUCGACUCGCUACUAAUUUCACCUAUUCAGAGAGUUCCCAGAUAUGAAUUACUGGUGAAGCAGCUCAUCAAACACACUCCUGCUGAACAUGCCGAUCACGAAGUGCUGCUGAGAGCUCAAAGGCAUAUCCAUAACCUUGCGGUCGCCAUCAAUCAACACAAAGAAGCGAAUGAACAAAUGGAACAACGACUUCGGGAGAUCGAGGCGAUCGUCGACGGCCUCGAUGACUUGGUUUCAACCGGUCGUAAUCUCGUCCGCUACGAUAUGGUCCAGAUGCGAUGCCGUGGCGAUGAGAAACGGCAACGUUGUGUUUUCACACUAAGCGAUCAACUCGUCCUCACCAGUGUACGACGAAAGAAUUCGACACGAAACACCAAACUCAUGUACGUGAAAAUUCGUCUACUUAGCUUUUUUUUUCAGAAACUUUUGAGUAUACUGGAGGAGAUGGACACUGAGAACACGCUUCGCUUGCGAUCGCUCAAUGAACAGAUGCUCUCAAAUCCUGAUCUGACCACCGUACAUCUUGCCGUCGCCACAACAAAUGGACUGGAGACUGUUCCGUUAGAGUUCGGAAGUGCUGAACAACGAGCUGUGUGGGAGACGGCAUUUCGUGAGUCAAAGGCGGCUCUUAUCAAUCAGCAGAUCUCAGCACCUCCGGCUCAAUUGAAAUCUGUGAUUGCGCAUCAAACGAGGCCUGGAUUACAGCUUUGCGCUGCUACCGUUGUUCCGGGCAAACGACCGGAUUCGACACCUUAUAUUUGGCUCUGUGCUAGCGAUAAGUUCAGUGGGCAGGUAGCUAUUUUAUCACUCGAAAAUGGUGAUCCAUGCAUCGAAAGCUGUUCCGGAAUCGGUAACGCGGCUGUGACAGCGGCGUGUACUGUACCGUCACCAUCAAGGAAACGAAAGCGCAAAGUGAGGUCACAGAAAUCACUAGACCAUCUUGGCAGAAGUGAAACGCUCUUUGAUAGAAAUAGCAGCGGUGAAUCAUCGGAGUCAGACGAUGACACAAGUUCUGGUCAGAUCACCGUCUGGAUUGGAAAUGACGACGGAGAAGUAUUUGUCGUGAACUCAACGGAAAGAAUUCGAACGAGAGCUCGUGAACGAGUCGUUCGGCUUUCCUAUCCGGUCACCGCCAUCACUAGCGCCGCUGGCUAUGUGUUUGUUGCCACCGCCAGUCCAACCAAUGUGCAGCUUCUGCGAUUUCACACAUCAACAGGUUUGUUUCCACCGAAUAGUAGAAGUGGAUGGGAGGCGAGUACACAAAAUACUCAUAACAUCGUCGCCUCGUCCGAUUAUCUUCAACUGAUGACGUCAUCCGGUUCUGUGAUCUUCUGUUGCGGACGUCGGUCAACAAACGUAUAUGUAGUUGAUGCUUUCUCGUUGAAAGUGUUGAAUCAUUUCGGUAUUGCCGCAUGCAUACGCACUCAUCUCGCUGGUCGUGAGGAUAUUAUUCGUGAACACAAAAUGGGAUGUUUACGAAUUUCGUGCGUAACCGUCGCUACUUCACAGCUUUGGAUUGGCACCUCGGCCGGAUUUGUCAUUUCUACGCCUUUGCACUGCGCCAAGACUCAACCGAAUCCGCCACUAUCUGUACGCGAAAUGGGUCACAGUGGUCCGUGUCGAGUGUUAGUUCCAAUUAAUAUUGCACUCAGAAAAGUGAGGCGAAUGUCUCUUAAUGUGCCCUCACAACAAGCCUCACAGUUACUGGUUGCCAGUUGUGGUGAUGGUUUGGAUGACCGAAACGGUAGUCAGGAUCCGACUAACGAUGCUAUAAAUCAUCUUAUUUUUUGGAAAUGUCCACAAAUAUGCGAUGCUGGUUGA
Molecule: messenger RNA, 3171 nt
Organism: Angiostrongylus costaricensis
Lineage: Eukaryota; Metazoa; Nematoda; Chromadorea; Rhabditida; Metastrongylidae
Source: the annotation of a GenBank genome assembly